AUGUCCGUUGAUAUUAGUCCACACUCUAUUUUUUCUUGUUCAAUGGUUUCAGUCACUUUUCUCUUCUUUGUCGGUACCCUUGGUACAUUGAUGUUGAUUGAAUCGUCGCUGUUCUUGAUUUUGUUCAUAUGUGGAGAAAUGUUUAAAAAAACCCGUCGUCUGUUCCUUAUCUAUCUGUCUCGGACUGUUCGUUAUCUGCCUCGGUGUGUUCGUUAUCUAUCUAUCUAUCUAUCUAUCUAUCUAUCUAUCUAUCUAUCUCAGUCUGUUCAUUAUCUCUCUAUCCAUCUCAGUUUGUUCAUUAUCUAUCUAUCUAUCUAUCUAUCUAUCUAUCUAUCUAUCUAUCUGUUUCUGUUCCUUAUCUAUCUAUCUCGAACUGUUCUUUAUCUGCCUCGAUGUGUUUGUUAUCUGUCUAUCUCUCUCAGUCUGUUCAUUAUCUAUCUAUCUAUCUAUCUAUCUAUCUAUCUAUCUAUCUAUCUAUCUAUCUAUCUGUUGUAG
Messenger RNA from Acanthosepion pharaonis, 495 nucleotides. The record is from the annotation of a GenBank genome assembly. Lineage: Eukaryota; Metazoa; Mollusca; Cephalopoda; Sepiida; Sepiidae.